AUGAGUCGCAAGACCCGAAACCACAGGAGGAAUAGGAGCAGGAAUGCAAAUGAUGACAGGGGCAGCCGGGGGGUGAGGAGUAAGUAUGGCGACAGCGACAGGAGUAUCAGUGGGGGCGGCGGCCGGCGAAGCGGCAGUGGCAGGCGAAGCAGCAGCGGUAGGAGUGGUGUGGGUGGUCGCAAUAGCCUCGGAAGUAACUAUAGCCAUAGUCGAAGUGGAAGUCAGAGUCGAACACAGAGUCGAGGUAGAAGUCAAAGCCGAAGUCAAAGCCGAAGUCAGAGCCGAAGUCAGAGCCGAAGUCAGAGCCGAAGUCAGAGCCGAAGUCAAAUCCGAAGUCAACGUCGGAGUCAAAGUCGACGCCGCCCCCGCGGUAACGGCGACGAACAGCCGAGGAGGGACCAAGGCAACUGGGGAGGAGGAAAAAAUUUUUCGCAGAGUCGGGAUAAUCCAAUUGGGGGGGGAAACUCAGAAGGGAGUUACAACCCCCAAAAGGAGAGCAAUCCUUAUGGGGGGUGGAAGAAGAAUACCUAUGAGGAGGGAAGGAGUAGCGGCAUGUACAGUUACACGCGUAAUUACGGUGGGGUUAGUACAAAUAUGAUGGACCAAACCGAUGGCACUUCCCCUGCAGAAGCACAAAAGAUGAACGCAGAGGACGAAAGACACUUAGGAGAAUUACUCAGGCAAUGCGAAGAAUCGACAACAGAUAGCAGACAGGUGUUGAACCAGUGGAUGCUGGAAAAAUGCUUCACUUCAAAUUUGAGUAAGUCUAUUGCGACCGAAUUUUAUCAGAGGAUAUUGAAGUGUGUAUUUUUUAGGAACAAGUUAAAUUUGAUCUGUUCCUACGGUGAACUCCUUAAAUGUCUGAUGCUGAAUGGAAGGAGUAAAGAGUUGGAAGAAUUCAAAUUUUAUAUCCAUUCGAUUGUCCAGGAUGGCUAUACUUGUGCUUACUACAAAGAUCAGGGAGCCAUAAAUAUCCUUUUGCAGAUGGUGUACUCCUGGAAGGAAUUGCACGUCACCAAUUUUAAUGAGACGAAGAUGCUGCUAAGUGUGUUUCACAGUGACAGUGCUAAUGGGGAUAAUGCGGCUGAUAGUAAUAGUGUCUCCGCUUGGGGAGAUGGACGAAGCCACAUCGAUUCGUAUCACCAGGGAAUACCAGACCAGUCACCCAUGAGCCCAAACGGGGGCAUGGGGGGCGCCCCUCAUAGUGAGCAGGGCUAUAUCGAUAACCGCACUCAGAGAUAUGCUAUCGAUUUUCAGAGAGGGAAGUAUGGAUAUAUGGGCUAUUUCAACGGAAGGAAGAUUCCAGAGCCGCCUAUGACGCUCCUUGAUCAUCAUCAUCCCCCUACCACGCCCCUUCAUCAUCAUCAGCAGCAUCUUCCUCCUCCUCCCCCUCCCCCUCCACCUCUUCUCCCAUCAAAUGACUUCCCCAAGGGUAGUAACAAACCAUUUGAUAAAUACAAAAAAAAAGAUUUCUUCCCUGAUGAAGGGAGGAAGAAGUACUUUAAUCAUCAGCCGUGGGAGGGAGAAAAGAACCGAAGUAAAGACCCCGAAACCAUUUCAGUAGGGUUCUUAGCUACGUUAUUAAAAUUGAUUUCCAGGAAGGGGAAAAGGCUCCAGAUUCCGCUGGUGCCUUAUACACCCAUAGACAUCUCGUACACUUACCAAACCCCGCCAUCCACAAGCACGUCUGAACAGCUGACUCAGAAGAUAAACGACUUUUACGAUGAGUUGGGGAACAUCAUGAAGGAGGAGGGUGGAGUAAGUGGCGAAAGUAGCGAUUCAUCCGAUUCGAGUGAAAGGAUGAAGAUGAGUGAAAAUUAUAAGGCGCUGAAAAGUUUGGGCAGGAAUGAGAAGGUGCAAAGAAACAACUCCAGUGACACGAACACGACCUUUUCGUCCGUCGAGUUGUUUGAUAGCUCCAUGAUUGAGAUGCUAAACGACAGCGAUGACAAGCAUAGGAAAAAUAAAAAAAGCAAGGACGUCAACUUCAGUCAAAUAGGCAUCGAAAAUGCGCAAAAUUGGAAUGAGGAAAGCAACCCGGGGGCAUCCAACUUUGAUUUUUACUCCGCCGGGAUGCCAGACCCGGGCGAGAAUGAUGUGUUCGAGAAGUACAGACGCAGCAAGGCUUAUGUCUACCACGAGGCCAUUGCGCAUAAGUUUCACGAGAUCAAGGGGAAGGAGUCCCGACCCGCUUAG
This is a messenger RNA of Plasmodium inui San Antonio 1, 2196 nucleotides long. RefSeq lists its product as hypothetical. The transcript has a single exon. Lineage: Eukaryota; Apicomplexa; Aconoidasida; Haemosporida; Plasmodiidae. The record is from RefSeq and is a predicted model, not a curated record. Bases 1 to 2196 code for a protein of 731 amino acids.